UAUUCAUACGCUCAUAUUAAGUGAGUGAUAUUGAAAUCUUUUUAAAAAGAAAUUUUAGAAACAAUUUAUCAAAAAGUUAUAUUUUAUUAGAAAAUAUGUAUGUUAAGUUUACUGUUAACAAACAUAUUCGCAAAAUCAGGAAUGACUUUAUUUAGGGUCAAUCCGUAACAUGAUAAUCUAGAAUUUGACUAAUUUAUGCUAUAGAUUUAAUAGCAAAAUAGAAUAAAAUAAUAUAUAUAUGUAAGCAAUAUAUGUAUAUAAUAACGUAACGAAAUGUUAGCAACGUUUCUUCUUUCGAAGAGUACUAAAACUCAAAUUAUAUUGCCAUUUCAAAGGUUAAAUAUCACGUUUAAUGUAAUAAGAACUAAUUCAUCAUCAUCAUCAUCUGAUUCUUCUUCUUCUGAUUCGGAUUCAGAUGCUGAAAUUUCUGAUAAAAUUAAUGAUAAUUUAAGAGGUAUAGACUACUUACAAAGUGCAAAAGCAGCACGAAAGAGAAGACAAAUAGAAUAUGAGUUAACCAAAGCAGCCCAAAUUUUAACUACAACAUCAGACCAAGAUAAAGGAAAAAUUCUUUCAGUUUUGUUCGAUAAUAUCAAUAAAAUUCAGACUGUAGAUAAUAUAUUAAGUAAAAGUAAUGAAGAUAAAGCUAAAAGUAAAACAAGGACUAUUAAUAACGAAUCUAAAGUACCACAAAAAUCAUCUAUCAUUCCUAAGCUAGAAAGUCAGCGAAAAAAAAUAAGGGAUGUCAAUGAUAAGUUUGAAAGAAAACAUGAAAUAGAGAAAGAACCAUCAAUAAUUGAAAUGCUUAAAAGCCAGUUAAGUAAGGUAAAGGAUAUUGAUGAUAAAUUUGAAAUAAAAUAUGAGAAACAAAUGGAACCAUCUAUAAUUCAUAAGCUAAAAAGUGAGCAGAAGGAAAUAAGGGAUGUUAGUGAUAAGCUUGGAAGAAAACAUGAAAUAGAGAAAGAACCAUCAAUAAUUGAAAUGCUUAAAAGCCAGUUAAGUAAGGUAAAGGAUAUUGAUGAUAAAUUUGAAAUAAAAUAUGAGAAACAAAUGGAACCAUCUAUAAUUCAUAAGCUAAAAAGUGAGCAGAAGGAAAUAAGGGAUGUUAGUGAUAAGCUUGGAAGAAAACACAAAACACAAAAGGAACCAUCAAUGAUUGAAAUGCUUAAAACCCAAUUGAGUAAGGUAAAGGAUAUUGAUGAUAAGUUUGAAAUAAAAUAUGAGAAACAAAUGGAACCAUCUAUAAUUCAUAAGCUAAAAAGUGAGCAGAAGGAAAUAAGGGAUGUUAGUGAUAAGCUUGGAAGAAAACACAAAACACAAAAGGAACCAUCAAUGAUUGAAAUGCUUAAAACCCAAUCGAGUAAGGUAAAGAAUAUUGAUGAUAAGUUUGGAAUACAAUAUAAAGGACAAAUGGAACCAUCUAUAAUUUACGAACUAAAAAGUCAGCAAAAGAAAGUAAGGGAUAUUAGUGAUAAGCUUGUAAAGAAAUAUGAAACACAAAAGGAACCAUCAAUAAUUGGGAUGCUAAAAUAUGUAGCUCAGAAAAAACCAACUGUAAUUGGAAAACUAAUAAGACAGCAAAAAAGAUCCAGCAUCAUUGAUGAUAAUGAGAGCAAUAAUACAGAUUAUGAAAGAAUCUUCGAUGAUUUUUUGGAAAAUACCGAUAUUCCUAAAUUUAAAAUAUGGGACGCUUGGGAAAGGGAGAAAUUGCAACUUUCAGUAUCUAAAUACCCUACAAAUGCAUUUCAAGAAAUGAUUGAAUGGUCUAAAGAAGGAAAACUAUGGAAAUUUCCUAUAGAUAAUGAACAAGGGAUGGAAAAGGAACAAAAUGUGCAUUUCUCAAAGCAUGUAUUCUUAGAACGUGAGUUGACACCAUGGUGUCCUCCUAAGGGUCCAAUACGACAUUUUAUGGAAUUGGUAUGUGUUGGACUUUCAAAGAACCCAUAUAUGACAAUUGAAGAAAAGUAUGAUCAUAUAAUGUGGUAUAAAAAUUAUUUUAAGGAUAAACAUGAUUUAUUAGAAAAAUUAGGAGUUGGAGGAUAGAACUAGUACAAAAAACUGGCAAAAAAACAAAUUGAAAUGUAUUAACUGUUUUUUAAAAAUAAAAAUUAAAUAAAAUAAUACACAUAAUUAUGUAGUUGUUAUUUGUUAAAAAUA
Bombus pascuorum is the source of this 2157-nucleotide messenger RNA. It is a transcript of the gene mRpS31, whose product is annotated as dynein regulatory complex protein 1. The transcript has 7 exons. The record is from RefSeq and is a predicted model, not a curated record. The coding region runs from base 274 to 2043 and encodes 589 amino acids. Gene Ontology annotation, molecular function: structural constituent of ribosome. Lineage: Eukaryota; Metazoa; Arthropoda; Insecta; Hymenoptera; Apidae. Gene Ontology annotation, cellular component: mitochondrial small ribosomal subunit.